This is a messenger RNA of Schistocerca gregaria, 1291 nucleotides long. RefSeq names its product deoxyhypusine hydroxylase-like. The transcript has 3 exons. Lineage: Eukaryota; Metazoa; Arthropoda; Insecta; Orthoptera; Acrididae. The coding region runs from base 123 to 839 and encodes 238 amino acids. Gene Ontology annotation, molecular function: deoxyhypusine monooxygenase activity. The record is from RefSeq and is a predicted model, not a curated record. Gene Ontology annotation, biological process: peptidyl-hypusine biosynthetic process.
ACAGAUGGUUGAUCGCUGCCCAGCUCAAUCAAAGCGUAUGCUAACAACUAAUUUCCAAUUUAUCAGUCCUAAAGGAUUCUAGUGCUCUACUAUCCCAUGAGGCUGCCUAUUGCUUGGGUCAAAUGCAGGAUCUUCGUGCUUUAAAUCAUCUAAUGGAUACAGUAAUGGAUGAAAGUUUGAAUGUUAUGGUCAGACAUGAAGCAGCCGAAGCAUUGGGCGCUUUAGGAGAUGUGCGAGCACUCUCCGUUUUAGAAAAUUUUAAAGACAGUGUGAUAAAAGAACUUUCGGAAACAUGUGAAAUAGCUAUUCAACUCAUUAAAUGGAAACUAAAGCACGGAGCUAUCAAAUCAGAUGGACCCUUUACAACUUUCGAUCCCGCUCCACCUUCAAAAUCAAAAGACUUUGACAAAUUAAAGGCGGGGCUUUUGAACUCGAAUUUCAGUAUAUUUAAACGAUACAAAAUGUUGUUCGCCUUGAGAAACAUGAACACAAGACAAAGUGCGCUCGCCAUAUGUGCAGCAUUCGGUACUGGAAGCCCCUUGUUCGAACAUGAAUUGGCAUAUGUCCUUGGCCAAAUGGCAUUUGAAGUGACGGCAUCUACUUUGGCAGCGGUUUUGGAAGAUACUACCAAACAUGAAAUGGUUAGACACGAAGCUGCUGAAGCGCUGGGAUCAAUAGCAGAUAAAUCAUCAUUAGUUAUACUACAAAAACAUGCGCAAGACGAUGUAGCAGUAGUCAAGGAAAGCUGUAUGGUAGCGCUCGAUUUACACGACUAUUAUAACUCUGAUGAGCUACAGUACGCAGAUGGACUCAGUUAUGCUGAUGCAGGAGAAGAAUAGCCAGUAAAUGUAUGCCAAAUUAUGUAUUAGUUUUACUCCGCCCUUUUGAUAAAAAUUUUUAGCAAAAAUAAAUAGAAUUUCUUUGUAUGAUGUGUAUGUAAGAUGCAUUACAACAAGUGUAUCAUAGUACUGGUAGUAACGUUAUUCUGUUGAGUAGUGUGUGUUUUUGUGCUCCAAUUUUGUAUUGCAAAUAUGGCUUUUGUUCACCAGAGAGCUUUGUGUUAAACAAGAUGAUGUUGCACUAUCAAAAAAUACAGAACGUGUAACGGGCAGCCCGUACCAAAUGUGUACGCUAUGCCGGGAGUCUUCUACUAAAUUUAUAUAGUCAGCCUUUAGGUAAAUAGCUGCUUAAAGGCGUCUUAGUUUUUAUAGCAUUUGGCAUACCAUAUAGGCGGCAAUAGGAAAAACGCACAGCGACACCGAAAGCAACAGUAUGAUUUACAUAAUUAAAG